AUGUACGGGGUGCUACAAGUGUUAGGAACACAGGCGCUCAUCUUCGGUGGAUGGAGCAUAAUUGAUGCCAUCGGAACAAAAAUUAUUCUUGAAGCAUUGUAUAAAAUACCCAUCGCUCGAUUUCAACUUAAGCGUCCUCCGCCGCGCACGUUGGCAGCCAAGUCACACUUCGAAACUGCACGCAUUUUGGUUGCAUUAGCCUACUUUUUGUAUUGUGCAGGGAGAAUUGUCUUAUAUAUGGAGCCAAGUGUUUACAAGGCCCUUGAAAUAGAUGUCACUGCCAGUGACACUGCCAUCAAGCGACGAUUUCGCGAGCUGGCCAAAAUGUAUCACCCGGACAAGGUCGGAGAAGAGCAUGCAGACGUCUUCCGACUCUUGCAUGAAAAGUACUCUUUGAUAUCAGAUCCUGAUACGCGGCUGCUAUAUAAUAUGUUUGGACCCAGAAUUGCUCUUUGGGAAAGGCUCAGCACCCAGACGGAAUAUAUUCAUAACGGCUUCAAGGAAUUAGUCUAUCAGCAUAUUUCCAUGCUUCUUCAACAAGGUCUAGGACUCGUUUUACAUCUUAACCGGUGGACUUCGCGUUCCAUGAAUGUUGGCUCAAUGUGGGCUCUGCUGCUUCAGUCAUGUGUAUUUAUAUUUCAAAUGCGAAUGCUGACUGAUGAAAGGUGGUCAACGUGGCUUGGAUAUGCAACCGGGCUUGCCGUAUUCCAGGCUGUGAGCAUGAUAACAAACAUGCUAUUUCCAUGCAUUCUUUUGCUUCAACAAUGUAAUAUAAGCUUUGACCAGCUUCUUACGGCUGGUAGUUGGAAACAUUUUCGAUUUGCACGAGACCCGCAGCCAGUGCUGAUCGAAUCACCUGACAUGCUUGCAAAAGCGCAUAUGUUACACACUCUUCGUCGUGAGCCUGAAACACUCUCUGAAGCGCGUGAGCAAAUCAAUAUAUUGGUUGCAGCAGUAAAGCAACUAGAUGAAAGUACCAAAAAAAUUUCAGCAACCGAGUCAGAUUCAUAG
Malassezia restricta is the source of this 1011-nucleotide messenger RNA. Its product is annotated as membrane associated DnaJ chaperone. The transcript has a single exon. The coding region runs from base 1 to 1011 and encodes 336 amino acids. The record is from RefSeq and is a predicted model, not a curated record. Gene Ontology annotation, cellular component: endoplasmic reticulum. NCBI's taxonomy places the organism in Eukaryota, Fungi, Basidiomycota, Malasseziomycetes, Malasseziales, Malasseziaceae. Gene Ontology annotation, molecular function: misfolded protein binding; protein-folding chaperone binding.